Messenger RNA from Trichoplax adhaerens, 951 nucleotides. RefSeq lists its product as uncharacterized. The transcript is spliced from 2 exons. Lineage: Eukaryota; Metazoa; Placozoa; Uniplacotomia; Trichoplacea; Trichoplacidae. Bases 1 to 951 code for a protein of 316 amino acids. The record is from RefSeq and is a predicted model, not a curated record.
AUGGAAGACAACUGUAUUACCUUAAGUAAUCUUCCAGGAUUUGAAUUCCAUAUCCCAGCUGAUAGUUUAAAGGAAGAUACUAUUAUUACUGUCAAAUAUUAUUUCAGCGAUACAUUCUGUUAUCAUAACCAUGAAAGCAAAACUGGCCAAUUACUGCUACAAGUAGUUCAACUAGAGCCGAAUGAUUUGCUGAUUAAUGUCCGCAAUGAUAAGUCACCUAAAUUAAAAUUGCCUAUUUUACAACCGCAGCAAGUUUAUGAUUCGAAUGGUACCAAGGAAUGUCCAGAAGUAACACUGCUUGACCAAAACAUAGAAAGAAGCGGAUAUAGAUUCGAUUCUAAGGAUUAUAAACGAAUUGAAACCAAACAUGAGCAGCCUUGUAUUGUUUUCUCCAUCGAACAACUUUCAACAUUUUACAUUAAAAGUGAUAAUAUUAAUGUCUUGAUUGACCAAUCUAUUUUUGAUCAAUCAUUAGCAAAAUUAAUUAAGAUCGAUCUGCCUAUACCAUCUCUUUCUUUGCAAUAUCCUAUUCAAUUUCAAGCUCAAUUAAUUCAGUUAGCUUCCUCCUUUCUGUUCUUGAAGAUAAGUAUAACCAAGAAAGGAGUUCAGUCCAGACCUGAACAGAAUUCUAGACUUAAAUUGUAUCAGUUAAUCAAUGAUGCAAAUGAAGAAAUAUUUCUACGUGGCGGCUACUACAAAGUAAAAUUUAUUAGUAGUCAUUUAGUUCAGGACUCCAUCGAUUCAAAUACAACCUGCAUGAAAGAUUUAUUCCUUAACUGGCAUACUAGUUUUGCGACCAGUAUUAUGUUUAAGUGUAAAUUCACAGUAAGUGAAAUUCCUCCACCGGAGCUCUGCCAGAUAAUUCUUCUCGAGUCUGAUGAAAAGAAUAACGUCAAAGAAGCCAUGUCCUGCUAUUUAUUUUUGCUAUUGGAAGAAAAGCUUGGAAACUGA